Acipenser ruthenus (sterlet) is the source of this 2170-nucleotide messenger RNA. Its product is annotated as F-box only protein 40-like. The record is from RefSeq and is a predicted model, not a curated record. Gene Ontology annotation, molecular function: zinc ion binding; protein binding; ubiquitin protein ligase activity. Gene Ontology annotation, cellular component: cytoplasm. The transcript is spliced from 3 exons. The coding region runs from base 65 to 2170 and encodes 701 amino acids. Lineage: Eukaryota; Metazoa; Chordata; Actinopteri; Acipenseriformes; Acipenseridae.
UUUUACUCUUUGGAAUGCUCUUGUAACCUUUUUGUAUGCUCACAGGAAUCCAGUUGGUGUAGCAAUGGGAAAAAACAAAAGACCUGGCCAACACAAGCACUGUGAAAAAUGCUUUAGCCUUCGCUGCAAAGCCCCAAUAGAUAUAUCAGUCUCCUGCGUGGUGAUAAACUGUCGGCUUCACUGUGGAGCGGUUUUCCAUAUGUGCAAGGAGGAAGAACACAAACUGCUGUGUCCGCACGAAAAGGUCCCCUGCCUCAAUGCUGAAUAUGGCUGCCCGUUCUCAAUGCUCCGUUUCAAACUCGCUAAGCAUCUGGAGGUCUGUCCAGCAAGCACUGUGAGCUGCUCCAUGGAAUGGAACCGCUGGCCUCUGAUAGAAACAGAGACCGUUCUCAACGAGAAUGUAAUGAAAGAACCAUACUCAGAGGAGAAUUUAGACCUGUCCAUGGCUCUCAGAGACCAAAGAGUCCUAUUAAAUUCUUUAAAAAUGAGAUCCCUCUUUCCUGAGUUGACAGAACAAGUCCCUGAAGUUAGAAAUAGAGCUUCAGAACUAGGAUCGGAAGGGGCAGAACUAGGAGCUGGAUGCUCUGGUCAAGCCACUGCUUCAGGAGGCAACAUCUUUAUAGAUUCCGCAGGGACGGUAUUUAGUAGGGAAGAAGUUAUUGAACUGACCCAAGCUGAGCGUGAAGCUUUGGCAAAGGACACAAAUGUGGCGGACUUUGAAAGGUAUGACAUCUGGGAGAAUAUGUUUAGCAAGGAGAAGAGCAGCUGCAAACACACUGAAAAGGCUUUAAAGAAACAGGGACACACAGAGGGUAAAGAAGAAGAGCAGGCUACAUCCUGCAGUAAAGAACAGCAGGAGGAGCCUCAGAAUGAUAAAAACGGGGAGGCUGAAGCUGAAAGACAUCUUGAUAAGACAGGUCAAGCACCUUGGCAGGAUGGGGUUCUGGAAAGGCUAAGCAAACAGGUCACCCCAAUGGAAUACAACAUGUAUCUGUUGCACAAUGGCAGCAUGCUGAUUAACUUUGGCCAGAUUGAUGCCUGUACCCCAAAAGACAGAGACUUUGUUUACGGAAGCAUAGAACCAAUGGAACUCAAGAGUGUCCAAACAUUUAAGGUUCCCAAAAGUUACCGUGCCAAAAGGUCAUGCGGUGGGAUGUCUUCAAUGAAGAAAGAACACAAGGCAGUCGACACAUCUGAUUUAGGUGUCACUGAUGAUGAAAUACCAACAUGGGAUGAGAUUAGGGCUUCCUUACUUUGUUCAUUAGAAAGAGAAUUAAAAGGUCAUGUCAUCUCAGAGACCAUGGGAAGUGAUGGGGUGACUGUAGACUUUGGGACACAGACGUAUUCAUUUGAAUCAACACCGUUUAAGCCAGAUUCUUCAUUGGCUGACAUUACAGCAGACCGGAGUCCGUUCCUCAGUUUUCAUCUUCAACCUGAAAGCGUGACUAACAGGCACAACAAAGUCAGCUCCGUGUUCACCUUGUUUUGUCACCACUUCUUCAGACGCGACGAGUUUGCUUCACACUUCAAGAACGUCCAUGCGGAUAUCCAGUCUAGUCUGAGCGGCUGGUUCGAGCAGCGUUGCCCUCUGUCCUACCUCGGGUGCACCUACAGCCAAAGGAAGUUCUGUCCUGCCAGACAGAAGGCUAAAAUUACCUACAGUCAGGAACUCAGCACCUUCACCCUCAAGCCAGAGGUUUCCUCUUUACUCUUUGAGGGUGUGAAAACUAAUCCCGCCCUCAGAAAACGUGCAAGAAACCUGGACUCCCUGAGCAGCCUGCCCUUUGAGAUGCUGCAGCAUAUCGCUGGGUUUUUGGAUAGCUUGGCUUUGUCCCAGCUAGCCCAGGUCUCUCAGUACAUGAGGGAAGUCUGUUCCACACUGCUUCAGGAGCGAGGUAUGGUCAGUCUGAAAUGGGAAAAGAAAACAUACUCACAUGGGGGAUCUUCCUGGAGAGCAAGGAAGAAGGUCUGGCAGUUCAGUUGUCUAUUUUCCACUGUAGACAGCUGGUGCUUUGAUGACAUUCCCUCCAUGUCUGAGCAUCUGAAGGUCUGCCCUUUCUAUGUGACUGAACAGAAGAGUGAGCCUGUCCCCCUGGCCAACAUGUGUGGGACCAAAGAACAAUCACAAGAGAGGAGCACCCUGGUAUCCAUUUUUCUACCAAAGCCGUGA